Molecule: messenger RNA, 701 nt
Organism: Ruditapes philippinarum (Manila clam)
Lineage: Eukaryota; Metazoa; Mollusca; Bivalvia; Venerida; Veneridae
Product: glutathione hydrolase 1 proenzyme-like
Exons: 5
Biological process (GO): glutathione catabolic process
Cellular component (GO): plasma membrane
Molecular function (GO): glutathione gamma-glutamate hydrolase
Source: RefSeq, a predicted model, not a curated record
CUUUCCUUUUCCACUACAAGAUCCCGAGUUAUUCAACACCCCUUCAGAGUCUGUAGAAGGACGCUACAGACACGCUGCUGUGGCAACCGAUUCAUUUGAAUGCUCUAAAAUAGGCACGGACAUAAUGAGACGCCAGGGCGGAAGUGCCAUUGACGCUGCCAUUGCCGCCACGUUGUGUUCUGGUGUCGUUAACCCUCAAAGCUGCGGAAUCGGUGGUGGGCAUUUCCUUACAUAUUAUAACAGAGCAAAUGGCUAUGUUUAUUCGGUUAUCGGAAGAGAAAGGGCGCCCUUAGCUUCAACCGAGGACAUGUUUACCGAGGACAAAAACACGUCAUCACAGUUAGGAGGCAAAGCUAUUGCUGUCCCUGGAGAAAUCCAAGGUUUUUAUGAAGCGUGGAAAAUAGGAGGUCGGCUGCCCUGGAAGCAGUUAUUCUUACCAACUAUAAAUUUAUGUAGAAAAGGUAUAACUAUAGGAAAAGCGCUCCGUCGUGCUAUUACUAAUACAGAAAGAUUUCUCGAACAGUUUCAAUCAUUCAGAGAUUUCCUAACAAAUCCAGAUACUAGAGAGAUAUAUCAAGAGGGUGACACAAUGUUCCGUCCACGACUUGCAAACACAUUAGAGGUUAUAGCAGAAGAAGGACCAAAUGCAUUUUAUGGAGGAAGUCUUACCGACUCUAUACUUGCUGAAAUAGCUGACUCAG